AUGGCACUGCCCGAGCUACCGGAGGGCUUGGACCCCUUGCUCCUGGAGGCGGAGCUUGAGGAGCGCCUGCGGCAGCACGAGGUGCAACGUCUCGUGCACGCUGGGGAUGACAGCGCAGCACAGCAGCAGAUGCGGGUGCCGGGAAAGGAGGGUGAAAAGCAAAGCUUCGCCUCCUUGGCAAACCAAGCUUAUCGAUCGAUGAUGAAGAUGUUGGAGAGCUCCAACUUUCCUGAUGCACCGCGGGUAGAUGUCCUCAUGAGGAUCAAUGCCAUCUUCAUGUUCUUGGCCACCUGCGUAUGUUGGAGCCUGCCAGAGCCAGACGAGCGAUUAGAGGAAGUCCUCUCAUGGCUCAUGGGGGCACAAGGCCUACAAGAUGUCAUCAAAGAGUGGCAUGCCGAUUGCAAACUCCGCAAGGGGAGGGAUAUGUCAGCAGAUGGCAAAGUCCGAUUGCAGGCUGCCUUCGAUGCCUUGUUGGAGGUUGCCCAACAGAUGUCCCAAAACGCGAUCGUGGAGCCGGACGUGGCGGAUCCACUUCGCCCAGCGCCAGGGGACCCUCGGAAGCUGGUGGCGCUCUUCGCGAAGCCACGCCUCAAGGAGGCAGAUGUUCCUUCGGACCUUUUUGGCGCGCCCCAAGCGACCGGUGCACUGCUGCAGUUCUCCCUGCAGGGCUGUACGGCCAUGUUGGCAGAGCUCCGUGCAGCCUACGCGGAGCCAGACUUUCACCGAGAGUACAUGAAGCUUCGAAACUCACCUUCAGCUCAUGGUCAGCAUGUGGAGUUUACCCUCCAAAGGCAGGCAAAAGUCUUGGAGAAGUAUGGUUUCGAGCCAUCGCUGCGUGGUGUCAUCGAGAUGAGGGCGCAGACCAGGGCUUGCACUUGGGAUGCCGUGAUCCUCAAGCUGUUGCGAGAUAUCCAUGCAUUGCUGGAGGCCAGGAAACCUUUGCCCAAGCGGAUGCCCUGGAGCUUCCAGUCUGGCUGGCGGCCGGGAGUCUUGAUGCCAGGUGCUUCAAAGGUGCAACUGGUGCAGAGCAGCUGGGACACUGGCGAACGGAUGACGGCGGUCGAAGCGCCCCAAGUGGAGGCGGAUUUCGGCUUCCAGGGCCCUGUCAUGGAGGUCGACUUGGACCUACCUGAGCAGGAGAUCCUGGGAUUCGGCGCUGCUUUCACCGAAGCCAGCGCCUUGGUCUUCCAGGGCCUGGCGCCUUACCUGCAGCACGAGCUGCUGGACCUCUACUUCGGAGAGGACGGCAUUGGCUUCACCCUGGGCCGUGUACAUAUCAACAGCUGUGAUUUUUCCUUGGGGAACUAUUGCUUUGACCCCGUGGAGGACGAUUUCGACCUGGAACACUUCGACCUCCAGGUCACCCGCGACGGCAAGGCGCUGAUCCCCUUGAUCCGCGACGCGACCGCGCGGGUGGACACCGCGGGGGGCGCAGGCGCUCGGGAGCUGCGGCUGGUGGCGAGUCCUUGGAGUCCUCCGGCGUGGAUGAAGAGCGGGAAGAAGAUGAACGGCUCAGAGAAGCCCGGGCUGAGAGCUGAGUGCCAGGAGGUCUGGGCUGGAUACAUUGCCAAGUGGAUCACGGCCUACCGCCGGCAACACGUGAAGAUCUGGGCGGUGACCGUGCAAAACGAACCGGAACACAAUGCCCCUUGGGAGGCCUGCUGCUACACAGCCCAGGAGGAGGCAGACUUUGUGGCGAAGCACUUGGGUCCGACCCUGCGAGCGAUGCAUCCGGAUGUGGGCAUCUUUGUGUAUGACCACAACAAGGAUCACAUCUACGAAUGGGCCCGUGAAUCUUUGAGUCACCCACAAGCGCGACCCUUCAUACGUGGGGUGGCCUUUCACUGGUAUGCGGGCGACCACUUCGAGAAGCUUCGGAAGACCCACGAGGAAUUCCCGGAGGCCAUUCUACUGUCCACCGAGGCUUGCUAUGAGCGGCAUCGCUGGCGGCCCGGCACGCAGAUUUCUGAGGGCGAUUGGAGCUUCGGGGAAGGCUAUGCUCAUGACAUCAUGGGCAACCUGAACGCGGGCGCCGUGGGGUGGAUCGACUGGAACAUGCUUCUGGACGACACGGGGGGCCCGAACCACGUGGGGAAUGUGUGUGAUGCACCGAUGAUGGCAAGCGUCACGGACCAGGAGCUGCACCUGCAUCCACAAUUUUUCUUCUUGGGCCAUUUCUCCAAAUACAUUCCUCCAGGCUCAAAACGCCUUUGCUCCCGCGUCCUGGGCACACCCAGCUGUACCAGCUCAUCCCGCGGCUAUGGCACCUGCACCGCGCAGGAUGGCCUACAGGGCUGCGCCUUCCGACGCCCGGACGGUGCUGUCGUCCUGGUGCUGCUGAACGCUGCCAACCUCUUCGUGAACUUCCAACUGCGGCUCCGCAAUGGUCCCGAUGCUCCGAUCCGGGCGCUCCGGGCGUCGAUUCCGGCACGCUCGGUGCAGACGUACUUGCUGCCGCAUUCGGAGGAGAGACAGAAAAAGGAAUGCGCUGAAAGGAGCUGUGAGGGUCAUGGAAAAGAGGUGCAGAUCAAUUUGAUUUAA
This is a messenger RNA of Durusdinium trenchii, 2541 nucleotides long. NCBI's taxonomy places the organism in Eukaryota, Dinophyceae, Suessiales, Symbiodiniaceae. The record is from the annotation of a GenBank genome assembly.